AUGGGCGUCGUCCACGCCUAUCACAUGCCCGUCCCGCGGGCUCCUGCACCGGGUCUCCUUGGCCCGCGUCCAGCGGGCCACCAGGCGUUCGUCGCUGCCCCCUACCAGCCCUACGGUGCCCCGCUCGCGCCGCCACCCCUCGGUGGUUACGGCGCGCCCACCCAGGCGCCGCCCUAUGGAGGCCAGCUGCCGCCGCUGGCACCUGCACCGUGGGACCCUGCCGUCCUGGCCGCCCUACACUCGGCGCCGUCGCCGAGCAACUAUGGCGGUGGAGGCGACUGGUGCAUGGACUCGGGUGCUACUGCGCACAUGACAGCUCAUCCCGGACGCCCGUACCCGGAUGGUGCUUCACCGAUGUGA
This is a messenger RNA of Aegilops tauschii subsp. strangulata, 360 nucleotides long. The record is from RefSeq and is a predicted model, not a curated record. Lineage: Eukaryota; Viridiplantae; Streptophyta; Magnoliopsida; Poales; Poaceae.